UUCUCAUUGUGAAAUACCUCAUUUCAACCUACCUAGUUGAGCAUGCAGUUGAAUUGUAAUGACUAGUGGGAUGAAAAGGAGCCCCUCCCCCGCCAAAAUGGCGCAGGGCUACCUCCUUCGUAGGUUCGGGGCUGACAAUGGACAAAUUGACCAGACCAGUCAAUCCAGCCAUUUGGAGGAGACCACGAAUUUUGUAGGCCACAACCGGCGUCAACGUGGCAGGGAGGCGACGACGGCCCCAAUUCUCCCGCUCUCAACUAGACAUGGUCCCCAUUUUUCCCGGCUCUAUCGUAUGAUAUUCAAAGCACUUCUUGUCUCUACUAGCCCAGACAUCGCAUGGUUCCAGACCACGGCCACGUGGGAAUGCACACUAAGUAACUUCGGCUGCCUAGGGAUGUUGACCUCUGGACUUGGACUUGGAGCCUACAAGACGGCAUAGGUAAUCCCCGUGUCUAACUCAGUGCCAGUCCAUGCCAUUGCAUUUUGAAUUGUAGGCGUACUUUCGAGCGAUAUGCAUUUGCUCACCUACCCAUACACACCUGAAUGAACGUAUAAUGCUUAGGCAAGAUGGCGUCUUCGCGAUCUGACCACUCCACCUCAACCACAAUAUCGACAUCGCCCUCCUCCCCAGCAGCCGCCGGCGGCCCACCUUCGUCAUCCCGACUCAUCUGCCCUUCUCGCUUGCCACUGCCGCCUAUAUCCCUACCAAAUACCUCGUCCGUUUCUCUUGUGUCAAGCACCGCCCAGGGGCGACCCAUCCCUUUGAGCGAUGCCAACGCCGCUGAUGGCACUACCGCCCUCAGAGAGCUCAGCCGUUCCCAGCCUAUCGUUCGCCACCCGCACACUAAGACCUCCGGCCCGCCCCCGAGUACAGCUGGCACCACCACUGGCACAACCACCGGUACCUAUUCUCAGCCCGUCUUAGUACGCACAUACUCUGGGCCUCUCUCCUCGUCCACACGAGUCCGCUCUGGUUCUCGAAGAGAUGCCAUAGCCGGUGUUCAAGGGAAGUCUAAAGCCCCCGCUCCCAAUGGCCGCCCUUCCGGCCGUCGCGGUUUCGGCGUGACUCUCAUCCGCCCACUUCUGAACAAGAAACCAUCGCUCGGAGACGAUGCAAAGCUCCCACCACUCGAGGCCUUUAGCUUCAAGAAUAUAAUGGCAGAGAUAGAGCAAGAUAUCGGUGCUGAUUUGGAUCGCAUUGCGGAUAUAUGUGCGCGGUCGCGGUACUCUUUGAGCAACCAGUAUGAAAUUCAUGUAGCUCCUCACGGUUCUGGCACUAGCUUCGCACCAGGAGGGGUGGCCGUAGUGUCUGUCGAUCCACCAACUCAUGAUAAUAGCGGCCCUACUCUGCAAGCUAUAUCCAUCGACGAGGAGCAUAGUGGAGUCAACAACGGAAGGGGGGUUCUGGUUCGGCGGAGGAGCGCGGCAUACGGCACACUGGAGACCAUCAUCAGCUCCAGCCGGUCUUCGGAUGAAGACAGAAGUAAGAGGAAGUCAGCCGCCGAGAUCGCGGCUCAAGUACGCGGCCGUGUCCCGCACUCAAGUCCAGAAGGUAGCGGGAGUACUCACAACGCUAAGACCGGAGCCAGUAGCGAACUCUAUGGCAAGCGAACAGGUCAGUCUUCAAAAACACGGCCUGCUCUAGCAGUAGCUAUCUUUGCCCCUCGAACGACGAAGAGGGAUCUGGUAGGGGAACCUGCUACCCCUGAGACAUCUCGUAACCAUCUUGUUAGCACAACCGCGGCCGAAGGGGCGGCCCCGGAGGAUAAUGGCAUUGGGUUUCUUGGGAAAGAGCGGGUUUCGGUUUCUGUGUCUAAUUCGGUAGCUGCUGCUGCCAUUACGGCCCCGGAAGAUCCGAGAGACCAACACAGGCUUUUGGGCAGUUUUAGAUUCGGUAUUUCCUGGAAAGGGCCAUCCUCAACGAAUGUCAAUUCAACACCACAGAGGCCAGAUAGGAUUAAGAGUUACGCGGAGGGCACCUUGCGUCAGUUAUUGAGGAUCUCCGAGCCAUCUGGUAGUCGAGGAGGAAAGUCCACCAGUCAAGAAGGUGGGCUGGCAGGAUAACAUGCGUUGUUGCUGAUGUUGAACUAACUCAAACUUUCAUAUACAACACAUAGCCCUAGGAAAUUCUGCACCAACUUCUGUAACACAACCUACCUGCUUCUAGAGGAAAUACAGUAUACUAUCGCGGGCG
Molecule: messenger RNA, 2194 nt
Organism: Xylaria bambusicola
Lineage: Eukaryota; Fungi; Ascomycota; Sordariomycetes; Xylariales; Xylariaceae
Exons: 2
Coding region: 568-2064 (498 amino acids)
Source: RefSeq, a predicted model, not a curated record